AUGGCGUACGCUACCCUCCGCUCACUGCGGCUCCGUCCCACCGUCGCAUCUCGUCCCCUCCCGCUUCCCCGAAGACAUGUCCACCCCGGCAGCUACCAGCCCUUCGUCCCGCCGUCGCCAGCCUCACUAGGAAAGCCAACCCCGGCGAAAGACUAUAAGCGAACCCGCAAAUGGCUCCGACGGCUUCUCUACCUCUCCCUCACCACGGGCGUCGCCUAUGGCAUCGACACCCAAUUCUACGCCUCAUCAUUAACCCGCACAACCCGGACCUUCUCGCUGGGUCUUCUCGUCGCCCUCGACUACAAGAUCAAUUUCCGACCAAACCCCCCACUAGCCAGCUCCAUUGCGGCCGUGCAUGCCCGGAACGCAGAGCGCUUAUCGGACCUCUUACGUCACAAUGGAGGGUUGUACCUGAAGAUGGGCCAGGCGAUUGCAAUGCAAUCGGCCAUCCUGCCGCCCGAGUUCCAGCAGAUGUUCUCGCGCAUGUUCGAUGAUGCGCCGCAGAAUGACUGGAAGCAGGUGGAGAAGGUCAUCCACGAGGAUUUUGGCAAGUCGCCCGAAGAGGUCUUUGGCGUCUCGUUUACUGGCGAGCCGGGGAAGGGUGUGAUGGAGCGCAAGGCGCGUGCUAGUGCUAGUGUUGCGCAGGUGCAUUGGGCGAGGUUGGAGGAUGGCCGCGAAGUUGCGAUUAAGAUCCAGAAGCAUGAGAUUGUGCAACAAUUGGCUUGGGAUUUGUUCGCGUUCAAGACCGUCACCUGGAUCUACAGCAAACUGUUCGAUAUCCCCUUCUAUAGCUUGGUACCUUAUAUCAGCGAGCGACUGUCCCUCGAGACAGAUUUCCUCAACGAAGCCGAUAACUCAGAGAACAUGGCUCGACUGGUCGCCGGCGAACCACGCCUGCGUGAUCGCGUCUAUAUCCCCAAAGUGUGGCGUGACCUCAGCUCCAAGCGAGUGAUGACCGCUGAAUGGAUCGAGGGCGUAAGGCUCUGGGAUAAAGAUGCGAUCACGCGAUCAUGGCGUGGAGGCUGGCGCCAGGGCAGUCCCGGUUGUCACGGAACCCCCAUGGACCCUGCAACAAGCAAAAACACACCCCUCAACCCGCAACAGGCAAUGGCCAAACCGGACCGCAAUCACUGGCGGGGCCAGAAUAACCGUGGCGGGCUUGGCCUGUCACUCAAGGACGUGAUGACGACCAUGGUUGAUUUGUUCUCCGCCCAGAUGUUCCUCUGGGGCUGGGUCCAUUGCGAUCCGCACCCAGGCAACAUCUUCAUCCGCCGUAAGCCCUCCGGUAAACCCGAACUAGUCCUCAUCGACCACGGCCUAUACAUCCACAUGGAACCCAACUUCCGACACCAAUACGCACGCCUCUGGAAGGCGAUGCUAACAUUCGACAACAAGACCCUAGGCGAAAUCGUCAAGACAUGGGGUAUCAAUAACGCCGACAUAUUCGCCUCCGCCACCCUAAUGCGCCCCUACCGCGGCGGCGACAUGUCAACACAGCGCGGAAUAGAAGGCCUAAGCAAAUCCGAGCGCGCCCAGCGACACUACGAAAUGCAACAAGCAGCCCGCAAAGCCAUCCGUGAGAUACUGGGCGACGAGAAAAAAUGGCCACAAGAACUAAUCUUCAUCGGUCGGAACCUGCGAAUCGUCCAGGCGAAUAACCAAUUCCUCGGCUCGCCCGUCAACCGGGUGAAGAUUACCGGGACGUGGGCCUCGCGUGCGCUGGUCGAGAGUCCGGAUCUGCCUCUUUCCGAGAAGAUUCGCAAUCUGGGUCAGCAUGUUAUUUUCCGGCUUGUGUUGUUUUCUAGUGAUGUUUUCUUCUGGUUUACGAAGAUUCGUCAGUUUUUGCACCUGGGUGGCGGGAUGGAGGAUGAUAUUGAGGCUCAGAUGCAGGGGAUGGCGAAGGAGAUGGGGGUUGAGUUGAAUCAGAAUAUUUUUGAGGGGUAG
Messenger RNA from Penicillium argentinense, 1944 nucleotides. Its product is annotated as ABC1 kinase family protein. The transcript has 2 exons. Bases 1 to 1944 code for a protein of 647 amino acids. Lineage: Eukaryota; Fungi; Ascomycota; Eurotiomycetes; Eurotiales; Aspergillaceae. The record is from RefSeq and is a predicted model, not a curated record.